Molecule: messenger RNA, 1467 nt
Organism: Bufo bufo (common toad)
Lineage: Eukaryota; Metazoa; Chordata; Amphibia; Anura; Bufonidae
Product: serine/threonine-protein kinase 35-like
Exons: 3
Coding region: 150-1325 (391 amino acids)
Biological process (GO): autophagy; axon extension; peptidyl-serine phosphorylation
Cellular component (GO): cytoplasm; autophagosome
Molecular function (GO): ATP binding; protein serine/threonine kinase activity
Source: RefSeq, a predicted model, not a curated record
GAAGGAGCCGGCUGGGAGCUGUGACUCUGGGGAGGGAGAUGAGGCCUUUCCCCGGUUGUUGCACCUCACAGUGCUCUCCAAUCUCGUGCGCCCCACAAUCCGUAGCGGAGGAGGGAUGAAGUCUUCGGGCCUGCGGAGGAGUCGUCGUCAUGGAAUCCGCUAAAAGAAAGCGCCGGAGAAGCCCUGGAGUGCGGCCCCUGAGAGAACGGCUCCCCGCCCCCCUCCUCAACGUGCAGCCAGUCAACGGCACACUCAAGCCCGAGGCCUCAGUGGAGGAGGUGGUGGUGAGCAGCAGGCCCCGGCGGCCUCGGUACAGCUUACUGUCCGAGAUAGGCCGCGGUAGUUACGGAGUGGUGUACGAGGCCGUGGCCCGGAAGAGUGGGGCCCGGGUGGCCGUCAAGAAGAUCCGCUGUGACGCCCCGGAGAACGUCGAGCUGGCCCUGUCCGAGUUCUGGGCCCUGACCAGCCUGCGCCGCCGGCACCCGAACGUCGUGCGCUUCGAGGAGUGCGUCCUGCAGAGGAACGGCCUGGCCCAGAAGAUGAGCCACGGCAACAAGAGCAGCCAGCUGUACCUGCGCCUGGUGGAGACCUCCCUCAAAGGGGAGCGUAUUUUGGGCUACACAGAAGAAGCUUGUUACUUGUGGUUUGUCAUGGAGUUCUGCGAAGGUGGAGACCUCAACCAGUAUGUCCUGUCCAGGCGUCCAGACCCAGCCACUAACAAAAGCUUCAUGCUGCAACUGACAAGUGCCAUUGCUUUCCUGCACAAAAACCAGAUAGUUCACCGGGACCUGAAACCAGACAAUAUUCUGAUCACAGAGCGAUCCGGUACCCCGGUGCUCAAAGUGGCUGAUUUUGGCCUCAGCAAAGUGUGCGCUGGACUUGCCUCCCGAGGGAAGGAGAGCAGCGAGGGAGGCUGCAACGAAAACAAGACGGUCAACGUCAACAAGUACUGGCUGUCGUCGGCCUGCGGCUCGGACUUUUACAUGGCUCCGGAGGUGUGGGAAGGACACUACACGGCUAAAGCUGACAUAUUUGCCCUGGGCAUCAUCAUCUGGGCCAUGAUCGAGCGGAUCACCUUUGUGGAUGCAGAGACCAAGAAGGAGCUGUUGGGAACCUACAUUAGGCAGGGCAGUGAGAUUGUCCCGGUAGGGGAGGCGCUGCUAGAGAACCCAAAGAUGGAACUUCACAUCCCACAGAAACGCAGGACUUCCAUGUCUGAGGGCAUUCGACAACUGCUUAAAGACAUGCUGGCUGCUAAUCCACAAGACCGGCCAGAUGCAUUUGAGCUGGAGACUCGGAUGGACCAAGUCACGUGUGCUGCUUGAAGCACCCUUCUGGUUUAAAGUGGGAUCAAAGCUUUUGUUCUGUUUCCCCAUGACCCGGAGACGCUGAUGUCCUCGCCUCCCCCUCAUCUGCUUGCUUGCACCUGGAUUUUUCCUGAGGCUGGACCACCUGUAAUAUGUUCUA